AUUUAUUCUCUGAAGAAGUGAAUUACACUAAGUCAGGAAACGUCAGAAAAUCUAAUUUUCUACUCAUUGGGAUAUUACAAAUAUAUUAUUUAUUUAUAACAAUCUACCCAAUGCUCAAUUUAUUCGAAAUUAUCAAAUCAAACCUUGGUAAUGAUACAUACUACCUUGAUUACUGCUAUUACCACAUUUAAUACUCCCACUACCAUUACCAUUGUUACUGUAACUGUUGAUACAAUUACUAUUAUCACUGCGGGAAAAGAACACAUUUUCCAUUAUGAACAAAAAGGAGAAAAAAACUUUCACUUAGAAAAACCACAUCAUUGGGUGCAAAAAUGUCACACAAUGCCGGAAAGCUACGCAAAUAUGGGACAUGUCUUCAUUGAGCUUCCUCCUAAAACUCAGCAUUUAUCUGCAUACAGUUGGACGGUCAAGUUUUACAUUCAGUCAUCAUUAGACAUAUGAAUACAAACAUAGUUCACUG
This is a messenger RNA of Schistosoma haematobium, 481 nucleotides long. RefSeq lists its product as uncharacterized. The record is from RefSeq and is a predicted model, not a curated record. The transcript has a single exon. Lineage: Eukaryota; Metazoa; Platyhelminthes; Trematoda; Strigeidida; Schistosomatidae. The coding region runs from base 151 to 462 and encodes 103 amino acids.